Rhodotorula toruloides NP11 is the source of this 2592-nucleotide messenger RNA. RefSeq names its product transcription initiation factor TFIIIB, Bdp1 subunit. The transcript has 5 exons. Gene Ontology annotation, cellular component: transcription factor TFIIIB complex. Gene Ontology annotation, molecular function: TFIIIC-class transcription factor complex binding. Lineage: Eukaryota; Fungi; Basidiomycota; Microbotryomycetes; Sporidiobolales; Sporidiobolaceae. The record is from RefSeq and is a predicted model, not a curated record. Bases 1 to 2592 code for a protein of 863 amino acids. Gene Ontology annotation, biological process: RNA polymerase III preinitiation complex assembly.
AUGUCGACAGCCGGGCGAAUCAACAAGUCCGGCCAGCGCUUCGUCCCGAAGCGCAAGAACCCGCCGCCCCCUUCAGGCAGGUCAGCGAGGGAGAGCUCUGUCGCGUCGUCGACGGCUGGACCGACACCCAAGACGACCAAUGCACCCCUCCCGCCGCUCGACGAGGAUGCGGACGAGGCGCGCAUUGCGCGAAAUGCGGCGAGUAGUUCGGCGGGUGUUGUGAGCGGAGCGAGUGCGGCAAAGGCUGGUCCGAGUGGAUUGCAGGGACGAGCUGCAGCGUCUUUCGCGCCGACGGACCCUACACAAUCGACCGCCGCUUCGUCCCAGCCCUCCCAGUUCUCCUUCGGUUUCACCCCUCGCGAUCCCUCUUCCUCCGCCUUCACAGCUACACAAGCGACCUCCGUCUUCCCCUCCCAGUCCCAGCCCUCUUCUCCGCCGAAAUCGCCCACCCGCAUCCGCCCAACCGAGCUAACCGGCGACGCAUCCUCCUCUCCCUCGCGCGGAAUCGCCUUCGGCCCUCCCUCCGAACCGCCGGUCGAUACCUCCCCCUCACGCCAGCAGACUUCUCCUGUGCGGCAGACGUCUCCUCAGCACACCACGCCUGUAGCGGGACCGUCGAAGCGUCUCCCGCCUCCGACGGAGGCGGCGGCUGAGGCGGGUCCGAGUAGCCCGAAGAGGCCGCGGACGGCGCAGAAGGAUGUUCAGGUGGAGCCUGCUGCCGAAGCAGCCGCGGAAGCGGAGCAGGGCGAAGCUGAAGUUGCGCAGGAGAAGGGAAAGGGAAAGAAGGGUCGUGUGCCGGCAAAGGCGAAGGCUGCGCUUGCCAAGGGUAAGGGGAAGGGAAAGAAGGCUGCGCCUGAGCCAGAUGCGGGAGAGGCUGAAGCGGACGGAGCGGAAGGCGACGGCGCGCAGGCGGAGGAGGAGGACGAGGCUGAACCGCCGGCGAAGAAGCGCAAGGCGCCCGCAACGAUAAAGAAGGCCGUGCCGAAGAAGGCGCCCGCCGCGAAGAAGGGUAAGGGCAAGCCGAAGGACAUCCCCGUCGACGACGAGCAGGACGAGCCGGCGGCAAACGGCGAGGGCGGAGAGGCGGACGAGGAGGAGGACGAGGUGGACGAGUACGAUAAGCGCAAGCCGAAGAAGCGCAAAAAGGCGGCUCGCAAGUCCAAAAAGGGCAAGGCGGACGCUUUGCUCUUCGGCUCGGACGAUGAGGACGCAGAGGCUGGUGCGGAGGAGGAGGAAGCAGGCGAGGGCGACGAGGACGGUGCGGAGGGUGAGGAAAACGCGUCGAAGAAGAAGUCGGCGAAGAAGGCCAAAGAGUUUCCGGCCGUCGACCCUGGCGAAACGCUCAUGGCGAUGCUCGCCGACCCCGUCCCGAAGGUCUCUAUCGGCCGCCCUUCUGAGCGCACGCUCUUCUUCGAGCAGCGCGCCAAGGAUCGUAAGAAGGACCGGAUGAAGGCCAAGCGCGAGAAGAUGAAGAAGCGGGCGAAGGGCGGCGAGGCGAGCGGCGACGAGCAGGAGGAUGAGCAGGCUGAGAACGGGGCAGGCGAGGCGGACGAGGAAGGAGAAGCGCAGGAGGGUGAGCGCGAGAAUACGCCGGCCGCAGCGAUAGCCCAGAACAAGGACAAGGGCAAGGAGAAGGAGGCUGCGCCUGCAGCGAACGGCGACGACGACUUCUUCGCCGCGAUGGGCAUGCGUCAAAUGGAGGAAGACGAGGACGAGGGCGCGACUGGGAAUAACGAACAGAUGGAGCGUUCGUCGGUCAACGGCGAUGACGAUGGCGAAGGAAGCGAUGCAGGCGGGUCGCGGAACGGAGACGGAGAGGAGGAAGACGGGUUCGCCGAGAUGCACUACGCUCCGCAAAUGCGCAUCAUCGACGGUCAACUCGUGCUCGACGAGCAGAGUCUCCAGAUCGACCGAGGAGGCGGGGACCAAGAGCAGGGCCCGCGCGAGGUCAUCGAGGAAUCCGCUCGCGACCGGUUCGUCAACAGCAGCACCUACAGCAAGCGCAAGCAGGGCGGCCGCUGGUCCAAGGAGGAGACGGAGCUGUUCUACGACGCCAUCUCACAAUUCUACACCAACUUCGAGAUGAUCUCCCUCCUCUUCCCGCACCGCACCCGUCACGAGAUCCGCCGCAAGUUCAACCGCGAGGACAGGCUCAACCCGAAGCUCGUUACGGCUGCGCUCGACCGCCGCAAGCGUAUCAACAUGGAGGCUAUCGCCGAGAUUACCGGCGUCGACCUUUCGGGACCAGUACCGGAGGACCCGAUGGAGAAGAUCCAGCGCCAGCGCGCCGAAGAGGAAGCUGCAGCUGCCGCUGGUCAUACUGGCGAGCACCACGCCGGCGGCCGGAAGCGCAAGGGCAGGAAGAAGGAGGAGGCGGAGGACGAGGAGCAGCUCGGCGGGAAGAAGAAACGCGGCAAGAAGGGCAAGAACGGUGCCGGCGCCCAGCCGUCCGGUCGCGUGUUCGACGACGACGAAGACGGCGCCGGACAGGAGGACGAGGUCGAUGAGGAGCUGAGAAGGAUCCAGGAGGAGAUGGAGGAGGAAGAGCGGCAGCGCCGCAUCGACGAGAUGGAGGCGGCUGGCCUCGCUUGA